AUGUACAGGGACGUGGAAUUGCGUAAAUUACCGGCAGGUACUCUUUGUGACGUUAUCAACACCCUAGAAACAAAUAAUGAUUGGAAAACAGUUAUGACUUUUAUACCUAAGAAUCCUAAAAGUAACAACUUCGAACCAAAAUACAAUGAAGAACACGUAAGACUCAUUGAAGAGUAUGCGAGAUUAUGUAAUAGGCAAUGUGCAGAAAUAUUGCUAGAUGAAUGGGGAACUUCAGGACGAAUCAGGCCAACAUUGUCAACGCUAAAAGAAAUUGUACUUAAGGCAAAUAUUUUAAAAGCUGCGGAUCAGAUAGCUGCAUUACUUGAAGAAGACCGCCCCCGUCGGCCAAGUAAUGGUCCAGGAGCAGACAUAGAUACAGGAAUUACUAUAUUAUUAAAUAAUGAGCAAAUUGAACAGAGAUUUAAUGAUUAUGAUCCAACCAAGAGAAUCCAAAACGAGUUUUCAAAUGAAAAAAACUUGUACAAUGUCAGCACUUUGCCUUUGAAAUCUGAGAAUGAUAAAGUAUUUAGUAGUCGCAACAUUCCAGAUAUAAGUUUUUUACAAUCCUUGAAUAAUAAACCUACUAUUCCUGUAAUUCCCAGUGAAUCUAGAAAUCUAUCAGAACCAUCACUGAAUAUACCCAACUUAAGUUUAAUACUUCGGCAUGUUAAUAAAAAUUCAGUUCAAAAUGUAAGUACUGGAAGCCAAAGUGAUGUUGAAUCAACACAAGACUCUGUAGAGUCAGUUCAUAAGCAAGCAAAAGCAGAAAAUAACUCACAUUUUCAGAAAUCUUUGCCAAACAUAACUGACUUACAUAGCCAUAUUGAUAAAAUAAUACUAGAAGAUACUAAUUUAAUUAAUUUUGAGUAUGGUGAAUUAGAAAAUAUAACAUGCAAAUUUUCUGAGACCAUUGUUAAAGGUCCAUUUGGCCCUAGUGGUAAAAUAGGUAGUGGAGGGUUUGGUGAAGUUUUUGUGGGCUAUCACCCAAAAUAUGGAAUCCCACUAGCUGUUAAAAAAAUUCACAGUCACCUUCUGUGGCCAACGCAUAAACCACAAAUGGCAAUUGACAUGUUUAAUACUGAAGUCAAAAAUUUGACACAAUUUAGACAUAAAAAUAUUGUCCCAAUAUUAGGUUUCUCGAUGAAUGGCCCUGUUCCAUGCAUUAUAUGUGAAUAUAUCGAAGGAGGUUCCUUAGAACAACAAUUGGCAGCAAAAGUGUUAAAUGAAAGACAAAGAAUAAAUAUUAUGCUUGGAACUGCUGAAGGAUUGAAGUAUUUACACAAAAGUGAGCAGCCAACUCAAAGCAUAUCUGUAGAAUCUGAUACACAGAAUGUAAGGAAAAAUAAUUUUGUGCAUCGAGAUGUAAAGAGUGCUAACAUUUUAUUAACCAAAGAAUGUGUUCCAAAGAUCUGUGACUUUGGACUCGUUAAGCAAUAUGAAUCAACUUUCGUUACUACAUCACCGAUGGGCACUUCAGCAUAUAUGGCCCCUGAAGGCUUUAAUGGAACCAUUACUCAGAAAAUAGAUAUUUAUAGCUACGGGAUAGUCCUUUUGGAGCUACUUACAGGUUUAAAGCCCAUAGUUGUCAAUAAUAACAGUGACACAAUAAAUAUCAAGGAUUAUGUCAAAGAACAUAUAAAAGAAAAGGGGGAAAUUGAUAGUGUACUAGAUCCAGUUGUGAGUAAAUGGACAAAGGCGGAAGAAAUAUAUAAACUUUCAGAAAGUUGUUUACAGCUCGAAAGAACCAGCAGACCUUCAAUAGAAAAUAUAUGCGAGGUUUUAAAUAAUAUAAAUAAUAGCUGA
This is a messenger RNA of Parnassius mnemosyne (clouded apollo), 1803 nucleotides long. The record is from the annotation of a GenBank genome assembly. NCBI's taxonomy places the organism in Eukaryota, Metazoa, Arthropoda, Insecta, Lepidoptera, Papilionidae.